UUUAAAGAUGCAAAAACUUUCAACCAAAUUAAAAAAGUGGUCGUUUCUGACAGUGUGACCGAUCGACACCAAUGGAAAAUAGUCUUAAUUAUUAAUCCGUUUAUACCUGGCAUUUUAAAAACGGGCACAUUUCGCAGCCAAAGUAGAUGCAACAGCCUCAAUAACAAAAUAAAAUUAAGGAAAUGGCCCACAAACGAUUGCUGCCAGUCUAUACCGACUUUCAGCGUUUAAAGAUACUCGAGGCCCUCAAUGAGAAAAAUAUAGCUCAAAUGCUUAACUACGACAUAACCAAAGCAAAGGCUUCGAAACUGCACGCAUGGAAAUCCCAAAACGGCCCAUUACAAGAACUCAGCGAUAUUUUCAAUGUUGAAGGAUUUGGUCUAAAGGCGGCGACAAAAUUCUUUGGCAGUCUUCUAGAGGCUUCGGCCAGAGGAAAAGGUGCCAGCUGCGCCAAGCUGAAAACAAAGCCGGUGCUAACGGGCUCUUUCAUUAGUCCAACGAUGGACGAAGAACAUCGUCUUCGGAUAGGAUCCAGCGUUGGCAUCCGCAUCGGAGUAUCUAGUGUCAGCUGGUCGCGUUUAGAAAUGGGAAAUAGCGAAUCCCAAUGCCAACUUACUCAUUGGCAUCACUACGAACUUAAUGAUAAGAAGCUACACCUAGUGGAGCUUGCACGACGAUGUUUAUACUUAGUCCACCAAAUCGAGCAAGCUGAUUGCUAUGUUAUGGAGAGUCCACAAAUGGCGCAGGCCGUCAAUAAUCCCGGCAGCAUAGAUCACCAGAACAUAAACAUUCAAAAGGCACAGGUGUCGGCUAUAAUUAGUUACGCCCUAAUGUUACGGGCUGGUGUUGAUAAUAACAUCAAUAACCUAUUUUUUAUGCGUCGUUUUCUUACAGCCCGCCUGUUUAAUCACCUUGUCGGCGCGGAGCGUGUUUCUUCUGAAGAUACAUUGUUAUCUAUGAUGAGGAACAAUGAAAAAAACUGUUCCUCAGAGAUUCCGCCUAACAAAUUCAUUGAUGCUAAAGUUGAAUUCCCUAAGAAACUGUGCAAAAUGUUUGAGCAGCAACAGAGAUACCAAAGAGAGCUGCUGGGUCAGGCCUUUCUUCUUAAUUUGGCCUUUGCACGUCUGGUUCUAUUUCAGGAUCCAAAAGCCAUUUCAUCUGUUUCCCGCUACUCAAAGGGUUCCGCACAUGCUGAAUCAACUUCCGAGACCAAUAUUUCAUAAUUUUUUUAUUUUAUGUAAAAUAAUAUUUCAAUGGAGAAAGAUGAAGCUAAUGCAUACAAAUAGGCCGUGUCAAUUUUUUUCACUAUAGGCAUCUAUAAAAAUAGAGGUAUACAAAUUUUUGUAGACUUGUCUCAGAAUUGAAGAGUUUUUAUUUCCUUUACUCCUGGAGUACAAGUGUAUGUGUUCGUUGUAUUCGUACAGCGAGAAGCAACAAUCUUCGAUGAUCAUGCUGAUCAAGUAUAUACAGACGCGUUGAUAUAGUCAUGUUUGUCUGUACAGCUGUCCGAGUCCGAUACUAGUUGUAGAAGCUGUCGAAAAUAUAAUAGUUUCAGAGAAAAACCGGGAAACAUUCAAAUUUAACGGCUUUUACAAAUACUAAACCUGGUCACAUUACCUGUAUUUCUAUCCUCAAUAACAAUAAUAAAGUUGGGUUCAGUUAAACGGCA
Messenger RNA from Drosophila ananassae, 1669 nucleotides. RefSeq lists its product as uncharacterized. The coding region runs from base 183 to 1223 and encodes 346 amino acids. The record is from RefSeq and is a predicted model, not a curated record. Gene Ontology annotation, biological process: mitochondrial transcription; transcription elongation by mitochondrial RNA polymerase. Lineage: Eukaryota; Metazoa; Arthropoda; Insecta; Diptera; Drosophilidae. The transcript has 2 exons. Gene Ontology annotation, molecular function: DNA polymerase processivity factor activity. Gene Ontology annotation, cellular component: mitochondrial nucleoid.